AAAUAUGAAAUAUGUGAAUAUUAAAUCAUAUAAAAAAUUGUGUGUGGGGGGUGAUAGUGUAAAUUAAGUGUAAUUAACUUUCUUACAGUAAAACAUAUCUCAAAGUGAUGCAUAUCUGCAGAAAGUAGAGAGUCUAAGCUUUCAAACAGUAUCUCAUAUGUGGUACUGGGUCCAUGACAGACCAUUAAAAUUAAAGGAAUAUUUUAUAUUAAGUCAAAAUAAGAUAAUUCUGGACCCGGUACAGGGUCCACAGAGUCAAACAAGUCAAAUACAUCAGUGCUCUUUGUUUUGCCUCAAAAUGCACACAAGUAAUGUUUUAGUAAGGCAUGUUUGUUAAAACUAGUUAUAUUUCCUAAUUAAACUAAGGCCUAGUCCUGGCUUAAGCUAAUCCCUAUCCGGGAAACCGCCCCAAGAUGUUACUUGUAAAGCAGAGUCAUGGCUUUUGAAACAUCACCUUUGUUUAUUAUUGCAAGUUUAAGUUCUUCCCAAGUAUUUUCCCAGUCUAUGCUCACUGUUCCGGCUGCAUAUAUUGUUCCUGUGGCUGAAUUGUCUCUGCUCCAUGUGAAAGGUUUAUCUUCUGACACUGCUCCUCUAGUUAGUCAACCUUGCGUUCAGUGAGAGAUCCCACAAGCGUGUGCGACAUUCCCUAGCCCCAGCAUCUAUAAAGACCCCUUGCUUGUGUGGUUCACAUCUUUCCUGCUGUUCCCUGUUGUCGCCAUGGCCAUGCUAAGAGUGUCUUCAUACCGUAAGCUGUUUGAGGAUCAGCAGUGGAACCAGACUGCAGGGCGAUGUGGAGUCCAGGCCCGCUCUGCUGUCAGUAUGUUUGACAGGGCUAGCGUUUCAUUGAGCGAAUGCUCCGGGCCAGAUUUUGCUGCAUUUCGAACUCUAAACAAGGAGGGUGCGGCCCGAUUUGUCAGCGAGCGCUGCGUCAUAGCCGCCCUUAAUGAUCGCCUGGCUGUCCUUAUCGAUGUGGUUCGGAGUCUUGAGGAGGAGAAUGAAUCUCUGGAAGCUCAGAUCAUCCGGCUUGAGAAGAGGUUGGAAUCAGAGCCAAGCUCCACCAAAGGCCCUGCAGACUACAGUUUGGAGGCUGUGAUAGAGAGACUACGCAAAGAAAAGGAGGUGAUUUUACAUGACACAGAGGAGUUGAAGGGCGAGCUGCAGUGUCUGCAGAUGAAAUAUGAUGAGGUUGUUGAGAAAAGGACUCUCCUUCAGCUUGAACAGGAAGAUGUUUCAUUGGAGGUGGAUGCAAUUACCACUGACUGCCUGGCCCUUCGAGAGCAAGUGGCCAUCUAUGAGGAGCAGCUGGACGCUAUGGAGAGGCAGCACAAAUUGAGGAUGGAGAACCUGAGUGAGCCCGGGACUCAAGAUGAAAGUUUUCCUAUUGUAUCUUUGCAAUUUCCCUCUGUUGAUAUCACUCCUGCUAUCGUGGACAUUAAGGAGUACUACAGUGAGCUGGCCAAGAGCUUAAAGUUUGAAUCCAGAGCCUCGAGUGCCAUGACCAUUGGUGCUAUAGGAAAGGAGAAACAGUUGGCUAAGCUGACUGGAGGAAAAGUAAAGGAUGUCUCCAAAGAGACGGACGUCAAUGUUCUUAAGGACCUGAUUGCAGAGCUGCAGAAAGAGGUGGCUGAGCUUGAGAUGUGUGGGGACGAGCUGGAGGCUGAAAUUGAGACCAAGAGAGCCAAAUACCUGGAGGAAAUAGACGAGUUAGAGAGUUACAUUUUUCAGCUUGAGGAGGAAGAGGCUGAUCUGCAUCUCCAGAUGAAGGAGCAGAGUGGAGACAAUGAAGAGCUGCUAAAACAAAAGAUGGCUCUGGACAUAGAGAUUGCUGCUUACAGGGGUUUGGUGGAGGAAGAAGAAGAGAGACUGAGCUGCCUGUAAGAUCUAAGAAGAAGUGAGAGAAGAGACCUAGAUGCUCACCUAUAGACUGAAGCCAACAUAAAAAAACACUAAAACCAACAUACAAUUCAACCCUUAACCGUAAGCCACACAAAUCAGAAAAGAAAACAGCUGUUGGACACACUUAACCUUCUGAGCAGAUGUAAACCUUCACUGACAGACAAACAUCUGGGAGUUCGUGCAAGCUCAUUGAUAACGGGUCACCAAUGGGUAACCAGAGGUCUUCAAGCAUCAGCCCUGGUUUACAUAAAAAAGCAUUGGAUAUGUAUAAAUUGCACUUGUACAUUGGGUUUCAUUUUGCUAAUAGGCCUGUCAAUGAUACACAUGCAUAGAUAAACACACAUUUACUCUCAAUCUGUGGCUUUGUUGAACCGUUCAUCGUCUGAGUAUUAUCACAAGCUGCAAAUACAAGCUGAUAAUACACUUUUUUCCUUCAACCUUUCAGAGCUCUCGGUUACAGAUUUCAAAACAAUUGUAUUACUUUACAUUUUCAUUGACUGUUGGAAAAUUUUGCUUAUUGAACAUUUUCCGCAUUUGUUUUUUUCUUCAACAGUUUGAUUGUGCUUACUGACUCUUGUUGUCUCUUCUUUGCAACCAAUAAAUCUUUGCCUUUUGAAAUCAUUCAGUCUUUUUACUUUAUCUUCCGCACAUCGUGUUCAGCCUUGCACUUUCCGUGGGAGAUGGACUUGAAAGAGACCACAAUCGUCCUUCUGUCAACCGGGUGUCGUAUCGUUUCAGCACCUUUGAAGUCUUGUGUUGAGUGCCGUGGAAUUUUUACCCAGCAUGCACUUCAGUCUUCAUACUGAACAUCAUAUGUGAGUACUCUGCGCUAAUAACCCUAUCUGUUCAUUUAAGAUGAAACAGUGCAGAUAACAAUAGAUUACGAAUGACUAUCUCACAUCCAUUGAAUUCCUGUAGAAGCUCAUCCACAAGGGCCGUGGUGUUGGUGAAUUGACCUGUGCAGCCAAGCUGACUCCUUUAAUUCUGUGGAUAUGAAACAUGGGCAGCACCAGAGGAAGUCACUUUGUCUUCAGGGCCCUUAUUUUCACUACUGAGGUACUUAGUCAUUCUUUGCUGCCCAAGGGCACCAGAUCACCCGACCCCCCCGACACACACACAUACUUACCCACACAACCUAAAGCCUUCUGGGUGCUUCUGAUGAAGUAUGGGACCCUGGGCCUGGGCUGCUGGCAUGUGAGGUUUUUUGGUUUGCUUCUGGCCCUUCCUGGGGUUUGACAAUGGAAGAGUGGAAGGGGGAACUGACAUCAGCAAGGGGAUCAGGAGGUCAGGCGGGAUACUUUGGAAUAGCUUGAUGCUUAUUGUUUUUCCACUCUGUCCUGACUGUUAUUCCAGCUUGCUUUCGUCGCUAAUGUGUGGAAAAUUGUGUUGAUGUUAUUCGCUAAAUUGUUUGCUGCAUGAUGACGAACAUAGCACCAAUUAAACUAGAUAAAUUAAAUACGCAUAAUGGAUUUUUAAAUCAAUUCGCCCUACUUUAUGUUAAUUUUAUUUGGCACCGUAUAUUCAUUAUUUGCAUUUUCCUAAUUUAAAAAACCUGCUGAAUGGAACUGAUUACAAUGGAAACGACUGUUCUUUAAAACAUUAACUGAAUGAUUUAGUUGAUGAUGGCAGAGUUGGACAUGAUGUAUUGGUGUGGGAUUUUCAUCCUGUGCGUUUGUCCCCCAGUGGA
Misgurnus anguillicaudatus (oriental weatherfish) is the source of this 3583-nucleotide messenger RNA. It is a transcript of the gene vimr2, whose product is annotated as vimentin-related 2. Lineage: Eukaryota; Metazoa; Chordata; Actinopteri; Cypriniformes; Cobitidae. Gene Ontology annotation, cellular component: cytoplasm; intermediate filament. The record is from RefSeq and is a predicted model, not a curated record. Gene Ontology annotation, molecular function: structural constituent of cytoskeleton. Gene Ontology annotation, biological process: intermediate filament organization.